GUUUCUGAAUGGGUCUUGGUAUGGAUUGUGUUCCUUUUCAGAUUUUGUGUCAAUUUUCAUGAUUUUAUUUGCAACACAACAGUGUUUUUGUUUUCUUAAUUAUUAAUGAAUGUGUGUUCUUUUAAAUAUAAGGGCCUACAUCAGGGCUAUUCAAUUAGAAUUUCAUCUGGGCCACAUUUCGAAACCAAGAACUGCAGUCGGGCCACACAUUUUCAGACAUCACGACCACUGAAAUGACACUUAAAAUCAGUAGUCCACAAACAAAUUUUAAACAUGUUCCUCUAACCUAAAACUUAACCACAUUGAAUGUGAAUGUAUAAGACAAGCAGAAGAUUCACAAGCAAAUAAUGUGUAGUACUGCAGUAACAAAACUGAAAUGUACACUGCUUCAGUUGGAGGCCAUGUCUGGGCCGCAUGUGGACUGCAUCUGGGCCGCAUGUGGCCCUCGGGCCUUCAAUUGAAUAGCCCUGGCCUACAUUAACAUGAGCCCCUAUAUGUGUUUACCCCCUCAACACAGAGCAUAUAGUUAUAACCCUACUGUCACCAAAAUUGUAAUGGCUAUGUUGUAAUAUGUAAUUGUAUCAGAUGCACUGAAAAGGAAAAGGAAAAUGGCACAGAACAAUUUUCCGAAAGGACAAAUAAACUAUCUAUCUAUCUAUCUAUCUAUCUAUCUAUCUAUCUAUCUAUCUAUCUAUCUAUCUAUCUAUCUAUCUAUCUAUCUAUCUAUCUAUCUAUCUAUCUAUUACUUAAGGCUCUUGGUACUGUCAUAGCAAUGUAGUUAUGAUGUAGUUGAGUUCAGUAAAUAGUGAAUAAGUCCGCUGGCGACCUCAUCUGCAGUAAGAGACUACAGUUUACAUUUGUGUGAAAACCAUCAGGAACUCAAAUGACUAUCACCAGAAAACAAAUCCACCAAAAAAAUCCAUGACGUGGAAAUUGUUGAAACAUUUGGUUACCCAUCUAGGCCUACAGAAAGGAGACAUUAUGUAAUUAUAGCCCAAUCUCCAUGUCUAUAUGUAAAUGCUCAGCUGUUAGAGUCCUUUGCAAAUGUACAAAUUCUUUCUUUUUUCUAUUGUCCAAUAAAUUUUCAAAUCCAUGGGCCUAGUAGUCUAACUGGUCCAGAGAUGUCUUGUUCUAAUUCAAAUAUUACAUUAGUGUUACUCUACAUAGCCUAUUAGACUAGGAAUACCAAUAACUCAAUAACAAUGCUUGUAAUAUAAUAAUGCAAUAAUAACAGUUUAAUAAAGGUGCCUACAAUUAAUAACAUGUAAGGGUUUGUUUUUGGUGGGGAGUAGGCCUGGUUUUGAUUCUGGGAAGGCAAGCUCGGCGUCCUUUUGUAGCCUAGUUCUGAAUAGAAAUUUACGCACUGUACCCAAAUAUAGCCAAUGGCCCAUUGAACAGCAGGUGGCGCGCAGCCCUUCUUGGUUACUUGUAACCUUUUCAGCCCCUCCCUCAUUUUCUUGGCUGUCUACCUUUUUAUUUCUGCAAAGUCUCGAUUGGUUGGGCUGCACUGAUUGGAGAGCCGAAAGAGUUACGCACAUAGUGAGAACGUUCGCCCUGUCGGAGGCACCGCCAAGGGGACUAUCAAAGCUUUGGGAAAAACAAUAACGCUGGAUAAGAUUCCCAGGAAUAUUGUUUGGAUUUCGAUUGGCAGCGUGAUUAAUGUUUUGGCGAUUUUGGCGUGUCUGAAAGCUCAAUGACCGCUGUAUGACGUUUUCUCCGGAGAGGUAAACGGGAAUUCCGGAUACUUUGUGCGGGGAUGUCUUUCCGGUUGUCGGGGAAAGUUUGUUGAUUUCGCUGUAGCGAGGUAUUCCAGGAAUCAUUUACAGAUUUGGGGUUGUCAUAAAAUCAUAGUGCUUACAUCACCCUCCACGGGACUGAAGACGCUGGGAUACCAUGACCUCAUUUCUGCAUUAUCCAUUUGGCUUCCCUGUAAGGGUCAGGAUCCAGUGAGGGAUAGACCCACUCAACACGUCAUCUUCACUUCACUGUAACACAUAACGCUACUCAACAACACAGACAAAGAUACAACUGUCAGGAUGGUGAAAACGCUUCUCAUCUUCAUCACAGUUUUGGGGGUUUGCAUUGUAUAUGCACUCCCUGCUGAAGGUGGGGGGCAGAACCCAGACUAUGUGCUACAGGGCACAGGUGUGAAGCCGGAGCUAAAGCGGCCCCCAGCUGCCGACGGCUCCACAGUGGCUCCCGAGGAUGCCGAGCGCUUCCUGACCUGCUACUGCUCCGGCUACUGCCCUGACGAUGCGGUCAACAACACCUGCAUGACCAAUGGACAGUGCUUUGCCAUCGUCGAAGAGGAUGAAUAUGGAGAGAUCCUCCUGACCUCUGGCUGCAUGAGAUACGAGGGUUACCAUUUCCAGUGCAAGGAGUCCACUGCCCAUGUGAGAAGGACGAUUGAGUGCUGCCAGUCUGACUUUUGCAACAAAGAUUUGCAGCCCACACUACCGCCCCCAGUCAUCCCUGAGCCACUGUUUGGCAGUGCCCACUGGCUGGCCUUCCUCAUCUCUGUGACUGUUUGCUGUUUUACGCUCAUCGCCAUCACACUCAUCUGCUACUUCAGGUACAGAGUGCAGAUGGAGCAGCGUCAGUUUGAGAGAGACCUGGAGCAGGACGAGGCCUUCAUCCCACUGGGAGAGUCACUCAAAGAGCUCAUCAGCCAGUCGAGCACCGGCAGCGGCUCUGGACUCCCCCUGCUGGUCCAGCGCACCAUUGCUAAGCAGAUCCAGAUGGCUCGGCAGAUUGGCAAGGGUCGCUAUGGGGAGGUGUGGCUCGGCCGCUGGCGUGGGGAGAAGGUGGCCGUGAAAGUCUUCUUCACUCGCGAGGAGGCCAGUUGGUUCAGAGAGACUGAAAUCUACCAGACGGUUCUCAUGAGGCACGAGAACAUUCUAGGUUUCAUAGCAGCAGAUAUAAAAGGCACGGGAUCUUUCACACAGCUCUUCCUGAUCACGGACUACCAUGAGAACGGCUCGCUGUACGACUAUUUGCGGGCCUCCACUCUGGACUCCGAGGCUCUGCUGAGGCUGGCCUACUCUGCGGCCUGUGGGCUUUGUCACCUGCACACAGAGAUCUACGGCACUCAGGGAAAGCCGGCUAUUGCCCACCGUGACCUGAAGAGCAAAAACAUCCUCAUCAAGAAGAAUGGAACGUGUUGCAUCGCCGACCUCGGAUUGGCCGUCAAAUACAACAGUGACACAAAUGAGGUGGACUUGCCGCCAAGCACUCGUGUGGGCACGCGUCGCUACAUGGCACCUGAGGUCCUUGACCAGAGCCUGAACAAGACCCACUUCCAGGCCUUCCUCAUGGCAGACAUCUACAGCUACGGCCUCGUCGUCUGGGAGAUUGCACGUCGAUGUGUGACAGGAGGUAUAGUGGAGGAGUACCAGCUGCCAUACUGGGACAUGGUGCCGUCAGACCCCUCCUUCGAGGACAUGGUGUGUGUGAAGGGCUUACGGCCAGCUUUGUCCAACCGCUGGAAUGGCAAUGAGUGCCUACGCGCCGUUCUCAAGCUGAUGUCCGAGUGCUGGGCUCACAACCCCGCCUCACGCCUCACAGCCCUGCGGAUCAAGAAGACCCUGGCCAAGAUGGUGGAAUCUCAAGACAUUAAAAUAUGAGGACUUCUCGAGUGCCAUUGCCGGACGCUAUGGUGUUAGACAUGGCAUGCCCAAACAGGCAGCUUGGUCCCACCAGCCACUUAUACAUUGACACAGAGAAACCCAGAGCAUAUUGCUCAUGGAUAUGUUGUGAGAGAGUGGUCUGCAUACGGGGCAUAUGCCACCCCAAAACCUAUUUUACUAAUAUACAAAUGGCAAAGUUUCGAUGAACUAGGGGGAUCCUCCGCUCGUGAUGUGGGACACCAGAGCAAAGUGCAGAGAAGAUGGAGUUGGCGCUCUCACCAGGUCGAUUCACUCAGGCUGACCCAGGUGGCUGACUCACUUGGUUGGUUGUUCCUUGUGCAUGACGGGACGUGAGGCGCCGUCAGAAAGACUAGCUCUUUGGCCAAAAAGGAAGGCGACCAUCAUAAGAAUGAUAUUCUUUACAGCCAAUAACCUCUCCCUUCGUUUCUCCUCACUCUUGGUCCUCUCUUCAACAAGGAAGAGCACAUGGUGCUUUCUGUGAAAGCCAAAGAUUUGUGAGGAGGAAUUGUUGCCCACAGGUCUAAACAGUUCUACAUGUUCAACACGUUCAACACAAGCAUUGGGAGAAAAAAAAGUUUUCGAGUGAAAGACAAAAUACUGUAAUGUUUGCUUCUCUCGGCAAACUAGUAUCAAUGGACACUCUCUCCUCAACAUUUUUCAGUAAAUAUAAAAAUAGACAUUUGGUUGAAACAAAUGCAUUAUUGAUAUAUAUUUUACAGCUAUUUAAGAAUUAAUCCUGUAAAAACGUAACUUGUCUGCCAUGUUUUUGUUCAAUAGUUCCAUUUUAUCUGUGUGUGUG
Molecule: messenger RNA, 4446 nt
Organism: Engraulis encrasicolus (European anchovy)
Lineage: Eukaryota; Metazoa; Chordata; Actinopteri; Clupeiformes; Engraulidae
Product: bone morphogenetic protein receptor type-1A-like
Exons: 13
Coding region: 2037-3623 (528 amino acids)
Biological process (GO): cellular response to growth factor stimulus; BMP signaling pathway; protein phosphorylation
Cellular component (GO): plasma membrane; signaling receptor complex
Molecular function (GO): ATP binding; transforming growth factor beta receptor activity, type I; SMAD binding
Source: RefSeq, a predicted model, not a curated record